Messenger RNA from Rhizophagus irregularis DAOM 181602=DAOM 197198, 627 nucleotides. The record is from RefSeq and is a predicted model, not a curated record. Lineage: Eukaryota; Fungi; Glomeromycota; Glomeromycetes; Glomerales; Glomeraceae.
AUGGCGGCUUCUACCAUUAAUAUUGUGGGACCACCUGAGGGACCACCUGAGAGGCUGGGACCUGUCAAAGAAAAUCCAGGAUUUGAAAAAUUUGAAGAAGUAUCAUUAGACAAUGAAAGUGAUGGAAAAAAUCAUAAAAAAAAUGAAAAAACUUAUAAUCUUGAUGACAAAGCUGUAAAUCUUGUCUGGAAAUCAUACGUUUGCUUGCAGGCAUUUUGUUCUGCAAAUCUUAAACGAAAUAGAGGGGAGACAACCAGAUCACAAGCCAAGAAAAAAAUAAUAGAAGAAUAUCCCAACAUAGAUCUUGGAGAUUUGGAUUUAAUGCUUCAGAUCUCGCCAAGGAUAUAUAGGUUAUUACAAGUAUUCAACGGCAAUUGGGUUCUCUUAGAUGUAUUUGAAGAAAUUACAUCCAUAUUCUUCAAAAGUAAAAUGAAAGUUGGCGCCAAUUUUGAAAUUUGGCUUAAUUUGGUAAGAACGGGACAAAUGGCUGAUUAUAAGAAAGGUCUAACUAUGUGCGGAGAAGGAAAAAAGUUUAUGAAAGAAGCUAAGCUUGAUAUUGUUAAAGCAUAUUUUAAUGGAGUCGAUGAAAAUUUAAAGGAUUUUAUUGCUGAUGAUGACGAAAUGUAG